Molecule: messenger RNA, 942 nt
Organism: Penicillium canariense
Lineage: Eukaryota; Fungi; Ascomycota; Eurotiomycetes; Eurotiales; Aspergillaceae
Product: putative glycerol dehydrogenase
Exons: 3
Coding region: 1-942 (313 amino acids)
Cellular component (GO): cytosol
Molecular function (GO): aldose reductase (NADPH) activity
Source: RefSeq, a predicted model, not a curated record
AUGGCUGCUGCAGACGUCCGCUUCAAGUUGAAUACUGGUGCUGAGAUCCCGGCCCUCGGCCUGGGUACCUGGCAGUCCGCGCCUGGAGAGGUCGCCCGCGCCGUGAGCCACGCCAUCAAGGUCGGCUACCGCCACAUUGACACUGCGUUGUGCUACGGCAACGAGCAUGAAGUAGGCCAAGGUAUCAAGGAGGCCAUUGACGCUGGCAUCGUCAAGCGCGAGGAGCUGUUCGUCACCACCAAGCUGUGGUGCUCGUACCACGCCCGCGUCGAGGAAGGCCUCGAGACCUCCCUGAAGAACCUUGGCCUUGACUAUGUGGACCUGUAUCUGAUGCACUGGCCGCUGGCCAUGAACCCCAACGGCAACCACCCGAUCUUCCCCAAGCUGCCGGACGGCUCGCGGGACAUUGUCCACGAACACAGCCACGUCACUACCUGGAAGAGUAUGGAGAAGCUUGUCGGCAGCGGUAAGGCCCGCGCUAUCGGCGUCUCCAACUACAGUGUCCAGUACCUGGAGGAGCUCCUGGCACAGGCCACCGUGACCCCCGCUGCCAACCAGAUCGAGAAUCACCCCUCGCUCCCCCAGCAGGAGAUUGUCGACUUCUGCAACCAGAAGGGCAUCCACAUCACCGCUUAUAGCCCCCUGGGUAGCACUGGCAGCCCGCUAUUCACCGCCAAGCCCAUCGUCGAGGUCGCCGAGAAGCGCGGCGUCACUCCCGCUACUGUACUCCUCAGCUGGCACAUUGCCCGCGGCUCCUCUGUUCUUGCCAAAUCCGUCACACCCUCCCGCAUCGAGGCCAACCGUGCGGAUCUUAUCAAGCUGGAUGCCGAGGACAUCGCCACUAUCAAGAAGUACUCCGACGAGCUGGCUGCUACCAAGUCCUUCCAGCGCUUCGUGUUCCCACCCUUCGGCAAGAACUUCGGUUUUCCCGACAAGAUGUAA